Marmota monax (woodchuck) is the source of this 8776-nucleotide messenger RNA. It is a transcript of the gene Oprk1, whose product is annotated as opioid receptor kappa 1. NCBI's taxonomy places the organism in Eukaryota, Metazoa, Chordata, Mammalia, Rodentia, Sciuridae. The record is from RefSeq and is a predicted model, not a curated record. The transcript has 4 exons. Gene Ontology annotation, cellular component: membrane; neuron projection. Gene Ontology annotation, molecular function: dynorphin receptor activity; neuropeptide binding. The coding region runs from base 316 to 1455 and encodes 379 amino acids. Gene Ontology annotation, biological process: neuropeptide signaling pathway; sensory perception of pain; G protein-coupled opioid receptor signaling pathway.
CAGCUCUCAGCCAGCGGGUACCCAGCGCCUGGCUUCAUCCUACCUGCUUCCAGUCUCUCUAAACUGCCUCCAGUAGUGGGAGCCCCGCACUGAGUGAGCAGUACAGACCAGGACCGUGUUUGGCAAAACGCGCUCUACUCAGAGCGUCAGAGGGGUCCAAGAGCCAGUGACGCCGGGCGACAGGUGCACACAGAUCCCGAAGGCUGAGCCAGACCUGGGAACGCGCGGUUCCACCGCUACUACUUCGUUUGCCACUGGGAACAAGAGCCUCGCAGGUGCCACCUUUCCUCGACCUCCAGCUGCAGCCGCCCCGCGAUGGAGUCACCGGUCCAGAUCUUCCGUGGGGAGCCAGGCCCCACCUGCGCCCCCAGCGCCUGCCUGCUCCCCAACAGCAGCGCUUGGUUCCCCGGCUGGGCCGAGUCAGGCAACGGCAGCGCCGGCUCCGAGGAAGCUCAGCUGGAGCCCGCGCACAUCUCCCCCGCCAUCCCUGUCAUCAUCACCGCGGUCUACUCGGUGGUGUUCGUCGUGGGCUUGGUGGGCAACUCGCUGGUAAUGUUCGUGAUCAUCCGAUACACAAAGAUGAAGACAGCGACCAACAUCUAUAUAUUUAACCUGGCUUUGGCAGAUGCUUUAGUUACUACCACCAUGCCCUUCCAGAGCACUGUCUAUCUCAUGAAUUCCUGGCCGUUUGGGGAUGUGCUGUGCAAGAUAGUCAUUUCCAUUGACUACUACAACAUGUUUACCAGCAUAUUCACUCUGACCAUGAUGAGUGUGGACCGCUACAUAGCUGUGUGCCACCCUGUGAAGGCUUUGGAUUUCCGCACACCCUUGAAGGCAAAGAUCAUCAAUAUCUGUAUUUGGCUCCUGUCAUCUUCUGUUGGCAUAUCUGCAAUAGUCCUUGGAGGUACCAAAGUCAGGGAAGAUGUGGAUGUCAUCGAGUGCUCCUUGCAGUUCCCAGAUGAUGACUACUCCUGGUGGGACCUCUUCAUGAAGAUCUGCGUUUUCGUCUUUGCCUUUGUGAUCCCCGUCCUCAUAAUCAUUGUCUGCUACACCCUGAUGAUUCUGCGCCUGAAGAGUGUCCGACUCCUUUCCGGCUCCCGAGAGAAAGACCGUAACCUGCGCAGGAUCACCAGGCUUGUCCUGGUAGUGGUGGCGGUCUUCAUCAUCUGUUGGACCCCCAUUCACAUUUUCAUCCUUGUGGAGGCUCUGGGUAGCACAUCCCACAGCACAGCCGCCCUCUCCAGCUAUUACUUUUGCAUUGCCUUGGGUUACACCAACAGCAGCCUGAACCCCAUCCUCUAUGCCUUUCUUGAUGAAAACUUCAAGAGGUGCUUUAGAGACUUCUGCUUUCCCAUCAAGAUGAGGAUGGAACGUCAGAGCACGAGCAGAGUCAGGAAUACAGUCCAGGAUCCCACUUACAUGAGGGAUGUGGAGGGGAUGAAUAAGCCAGUAUGACUAGUCGUGGAGAUGUCUUCCUAUGGUUCUCCAGGAAGAGAAGAGUUCAAUGAUCUAGGAUUUACCCAGAUUACGACUGCAGUCUGAGAGGAGAAGAUGGGUGUUUUUUUUUUUUUUUUAUAAACAUUUAGAAAUUUCAUGGUCUGAAGAUGCAGGCUGCAUGAGAAACCCAGUCAGUGGAAAUAUCCAAGGCUGUAGGGAUGGAGGAUGAAGGGUCCGAGGCACAAAUGCAACUCUUCUCUACAGCAGGCAAGCAAGGCUGAUUCCCAGUUCCUUUGAUGAACAAAGAAAUAGGACUUUUUCUUCUGGUUUCCUAAAUUUAGUUCAAUCCCCAUUUGCUGUGGCCUUUCUAUGCAAUGUGGCUUCAAAGCUCUAUUUAGGAAAAAAUAAAUAAAAAGAAAAAAAUUACCCAAAACAUUAGUUUCAGAACUGAGUAGCAUCCAAUUCAGAUGUUCAACAUGGACAGCAACAAUCUAAAAAAAGAAUGAGAACCAUUUUCAGUGCCUAGCUAACUUUCUGCUGGGUAGACCCAUAUUCAUGUGGCUCUAUGGAAAAAAUUCCACCAAAGUAGGAAUUGGACCCACAAAUGAGGCAUUUGAUAAUCACAUAUGACAGAACAUUGUCUUGACAUUUAAGAACUUAUUUAAACAUGCAAAAUGUGGUUUUAUGUUAACAUAGACUAAUAUCUUGAAAACUACAGUUGCUAACUUUUAUUUUAGCAUGCUAUUCAGAUAAAUAAUAUUCUGAUAAAGCAUGCAUUGAUAUAAAAAACAUAAAGUGGUUUAAAUGCCACCAGAAGUGUAUAUGAUUUCAUCUGUAAAUAAUAGUCUAUGUGGAAACAAGAAAUGGGCUUCCUUUUCAGCCAGGACAUUUCCCAGGAGCACACUAAUGAUAUCCCUUGCAUUAUUAAGAGUUGAUACUGACACAUUUUGCUGCAACAUAAACUAGUCUCUGGAAGUCAAUCAUGAGGGAUUACUUUCAGACUCCUGAACACCAUUUAGUCCUUUAGUCAUGCUCGUAACACGUGUUAACAAAUUCCCCAAACUUUAACUCAUUCCCAGGUUGUAACCUUGGCAGGAUCUAUUGUAUUUGUGGAAUCUCUUUGUGGAUAUAUAGGUAUCACCAGAUUCUCUCUAUUCAUGGAAGGUAAGGUGUUUUGAUUAUGUACAUCUCAAGGUAUUAUUUGUGGCUUUCAGCAGGGAGUAAAAUUGUUCCUAAAUGUGUGCUGAACAGGGACAUUAUGUCACUCAGGGUUCCUGGACAUAAGUUGCAGGGUGUUCUGUGAAGGGCAUGCCUGCUGAGGAUAAUGCCAUAAGCAGUGUAUUUAGGAUAAUUUUGCUAAAACUUCCAAAUGACAUAUAAAUUCUCUCUUUCCCCCUGAAACUUAUGGUUUCAGAGGUAAUGGCUUUUUCUGUAAUUUGCCUGGAGAGAAGAAAGGGAUAAUUUAGAAAUGACACCCAUCUCGAAACCUGUAUCUUAUCAGGGCAGCACCUUUUGGAAUUUACUAGGAGAAUUUAAUGUGUCGCCCUGUAUAACUGUAGGUUAUUACUACAUCUCGAGUUUUGUUCACUGUAUGCUUUCUCUCAAGCAUAUAUUCCCCUUCCAUCUGGAAACAAACCCUUGCACUAAAGGUUUUACCUGCGGCUUCAUAGUUGUACAUUGAUCAUGUUUGUGUCCAUUCUAGAUCUGAGCACCGAUGGUGUAAGGCAACGUGGAAGAUAUUUUUCCUAAUGAAAAUGAAGAGAGCUUUUGAACAUUUCUUAAAUUUUAAUGAAAAUUCCUAGGUGCUCCUGUAACCUUGUAACUGGAUGUAGAUGAUUAAAUAUUGAUUGAUGUGAACACAGUAUUUAAAAAUCCUGGCUACUAUACAAGCAGGAUGUCUAUAGAGAGAGGAGUUCCAGGAACAAACUCUACUGAAAGAAGAAACAGAAAGACCUUUUUUAUGAAACAGCUAAACCCAGUAGAUUUUCUUGGUGGGUUCCCUCCCAGAACGAAAAUAUAAAAGAGAUAUAAUUUGGGGAUGAAAUUAUGGUAAAGUUCUCUUUAAAUUAGCAUACCACAUGCUCCUCAAGCGUUCAUUGUCAUUACUGAAGUUGGAAUCUUUCUCUGAUAACCCUGCAUCUCAUCAUGUGUAAGUUGCAGCCCAAGGAGGAAGAUAAGUAGCUUCUGGAUUAUUGUUAACACUGACUUCCUCAAACUGAAGGAAGAGAAGGAAGAUGCAAAUGUCAUUUUAGGGUACUGCUUUAAAGGAAUGAUAAAGUGAAUUACAUAGGGUAGGAAAAGUACCCCUUCUAUAAAUGUGUUUCUUUGUCCAAAGCAUGUCUGUUUGCAUGUAUGUGUGAGUGUCAGUGUGUGGGCUGCUGUGAAGAGCGAUCGUACUGCCAUCCUUUCAUCUUUCCAGACAAAGCAUUUGUCCAAACCUCACUGCCUCUCAGAUAUCUCCUGAUGUUCCUGUUCUCCCACCUCAGCAAGAAGGGCACUGCCUGCUGUGUCUCUGACCUUGAGAUUGACUGUCUGUGUGAACUCUUUCUUCCUGUGCUUAUAACAACUUUGGGAAGACAGGAUGUAGUGAGGGGUCAGAGAAAAUGCAGAGAGAUGAACCAGCCAUGCAGGAGUCAGCAGUGAGGAGGAAACUCACAACUCUAACUGGGACGAAAGUGGAAAACACUCUUAGUGCCCUGGUCUGCUUAUGAACCUAGGAUCAUCCCCUAUGCAAAGAGUUUAGGGUCAGGGCUUACCACUAAAAAAGAAGUGCAGUUUGAAAAUACAUUUUGGGAAGAAAUCAAGAAAUUUUCACAGACAACUUAAGAAAACUGGUUCCAUUCUGUGAUAUAUUACUGAGAAAUAAACUUUUAUUAACUUGCAUCAGACCAUUUAUAGAUGUUUCAUCUACUACUAGGACACAGAUGAAUAACUGGAAUAAAAGUAACACAUUGACUGGUUUUAAAUGAGAGCAUUGUAAGGAAAAUUGUGGCAAGGUUUUAUGUCCGCUCAAAGAGAUUUCUUUUCUAAGCAAGAGUUGUUUGGAUGAUUCAGCAUAAAUAGGAAAAUCCCAUCCAAAAAGAGCAUAAAUUACUUGUGCCAAGAUGAUUUUCUUCUCUGAAAGAAAAGUAUAUUCAUAUAUUCAUUACUAUAUUGUAUAUUAUUUAUAUCUAAUACUUUUAGAAAGUGGUAAUUAUGCAUUGUAUAUAUGACUGUGUGCCUUGCAAUAAAACCAAAAUCAUACCUGCUAAAAAUCACAAUAGUCUAUUACUUAAUAAAUCACUUAUUCUUCAGUGACUUCAGUGACACUGUACAUCAUCAAGAACAAUGUUGUGUUUCUCAAAACUAUAAGUGUUGUGUUAACUUUCCAUUCACAACAACACUGUGGGUGAUUAAUGGAAUGGAACAAAAUAUGUAAUAUUCUAAACUAUUAAAAUAAAUUCCCAGACCUGAGCUGGGGUUGUGGCUCAGUGGCUUGCCUAGCACGCAUGAGGCACUGGGUUCGGUCCUCAGCACCACAUUAAAAUAAAUAAGUCAAAUAAAAGUAUUGUGCCCAUCUACAAAUAAAAAACAAAUGUUUUUUAAAAAAUUCCCAAACCUAUGGAAUCACUUAGGAAAUUCACUUCUCAUAGUAACACUGUCAGGAUACAAGAACUGAUGUUAAAUACUGACCUCCCAAUGAAAAUCAGCUUUUUCAGCGUGAAAACCAUGCAAACUUCAAAAUUAAGCUGUCUUACCAAAAUCAAACUCAACCUACAAACACAUUUAGCCGUCUGUCCUGGGGUUGAUAUAACCACACCAUUGCCAUGAAUGUUUUUAAACCUCAUGGUAUUUGUACAGAUGAACAAAGAACAAUUUUUAAAAUCAGUGUCUUGACAAAAGAAAGAUUUUUUAAGUGGAAGCACAAACUUAGGGAAGUAAAAAGGGGCCCAUCUUGCCAAGUGGGAAGAACAUACUAGCAGAUAGGUUCUCAUUUUAAAACAACAAAUCUCUUAUAUUGUUUAUCAUUGAUCCAUACAAUAUCAUAAGUAAUUGGAGUGCAAGUGUCUCAUGGGAUUCUACCUCCAAUAUUUGGAGGAGACUUUGGUCUAUUUAAAAAAAUAGUGACAAAAAUAAAUUGGAAAUAUAUCAGGAUAUGAAGACAUAAAUAGUUUUUCAUUUGAAAUAAGAUCUCUUUUGCUGGAUACUGAAUCUUUGGGUAUAUAAAUGAUUGUGUAUGUUGAAUGUGACUAGAAACUUAUUUUCUAUGGAAAUUGUUAAUAUAUUUGUAGAGAAAACUCAAUAUGCAACAAGUUUCAGGUAUUAUGAUCACUUCCUGGACUAUUUUGCAGGACUCUACAUUCUUUCUGAUGUUCUCUGAGUUUGGGGAGACUAGUGUUGACAAAGAAAUGAACAUUAUAAUUGAAAUGUUUUCAACAACUGGUGCUGGAGAGAAUAUUAUCAUAUGUAUACUAGAAACUGAUAGAUUCUGUAUAAACAGAGAUAAGCGAACCACAUACUCUUUUGAUGUUUGCAUUCUAAAGAAAACAAGAGAUUGAGCCAGUAAAUGCAGCAAACUGCAAAAGGGGAACAAAUCAGUAGAAUGUAAUCAUUUCUAGAAGGUAUGCUAUUCAUCUGCAUAGGUAUAUUUUUUUUAAAUCACCUUGCUUAUAACUUUAUAUUAUAUUUGGAAUUACCACAAAAGUUAAAAUAGCAGUUAUCUCAAUAUUUGAAGAUAGUUAAUUAUUAUUAUUUUCAAUUAGCCUCACUGGAAAAAACACUAGAUUCAACUAGUUCUACUUUCUUACAAUUCUAAAAUGGCAUGCGCCUGAAUUCCUUGCAGGGGGCUUCAUAUAGUCAUCUGACACAGUGUAGACACAUGCAGUUUGGUGGGUAGUGAGGACAUAACUCAUUUUUAUUGUCAUAUAUCCUUCCCAUCAAUUAAUGUGAAACAAAAUUUGGACAUCAAUGUGUCCAAAGAGAGCCUGACAAAUCACAGGUCUUUAUUCUUCCUGCAUAAUGAGAAGCCUAAUCCAAGGACUUUGUUUUCUUCUCCAAACCUAAGUUAUUCAUGGAUUGUCUCAUCACCAUUGAUUGGUCCCCUCUGGAAGUGAGAAUUUGUAUUGGAAGGGGAAGAACUGGCUUUGUUACUCUUUCAACCAAGGAGAUAGCACAUCUGGUAUCGGGGCUCAUCUGUGCUAUAGCUCAGGUACCUGAAAACCUCAGAUGAUGGAAAUAAAUGGAUUUAAUGCUCAAAUGAGGAUAUGAGGGCUCUCUUUCUCGCUUGAUUUAUUUGUUUUGUUGUCUUCUCUGUUGCUUCAUGUUUAGGCCAUCUCUCUCAGUGUGGUACUGACAGCUCCAGGCUCACAUGGAUCAUAAAGCUCAUAAUAACUUAGAAACACAGUUAUCAUAUUUCUCUCUAGAACUCAUCUAUCCAAGGAAGUAGAUUCUAACUAUCCAAUUCCUGAAUCAAUUGUUAUUGCUGGGAGAUGCAGCACUCCAUUUGGCCAGGAGUAGGUUAUAUGUGCCUGUGUGUAUUAGCAGGGAGGAAUCGGGAAUGGUUCGUUUUCUUUGUGCUUCAUACCAUGGAUUUUCAUUGGAAGGAAAGAUUCUAUUCCUAAAAAAAAGAAAAGUAUACUGGAAAGAGAAACACAAUCAUUAUAUAUCACAGUAUUCAUCAAACCAAAGUUUUUUCAUUUUCUCAGUGUCUCUACAGGAAGGAAGGAGAAGAAUCUGGUGGGAAUAGAAAAAUAGGGAAAGCAACUUUGAAAGGAAUGUACAUGUAAAAAGUAAUUGCAGGUGGAAGUGGAGGCGGAGAGUGAGCAGAGGUGUGGGAUGAGCGAAUGAGAACAGCAGUAUUGUUAGCAUAGGCUGCCAUAGAAUAGGGGCACAUUGAGUUCUGACAGCCCAUGCUACUUCCCUUCUGUUCUGGAAACUGGGGUCCAAAUUCAUGCCAAGAAGAAAACCUACACCUAAUAUAUUAAUAUUCUCAAGUAUUAAUUCUAAAUAACAAUUGAAAUCCAAAUUUGCAUGUGUUGUGUUAAUAAAAAUGAAUAGCAUAUCAUUAAAAUCAGUAAGUAAAAUUUAACAUGUAAGCCACAGGGUAUAUAACCCUUUUGAAGAGUUUUGACACUGACAAUAUUUUAUAAAUAGUACAUGGCAGUAGCUGUUAAAAAUAAAUGAAUAUUUGUAGUUGUUAGAAGUAAAAAAAAAAAGCCUCUAAAAAUAUCACUGCUAACACAAACCACUCUUUGGAACAAUUGAUUACCUCUUCUAACUAAAUUAGUGCUUUUUCUAAGCCUUCUAUAAAGACAGGCUCUUAAAGACAUGGGACUUUGUCAUAUGGGGGAUAUCUGUCCCAAAGUUAAUCUUAUGAACAUCAAGUCUAAAUUAGGUACCACUUUGAGGGACAUAAACCCAGCUAUAUAGUUGACAUGGCUGACAUGGAGAAAGCAUCCCAGUUCAGGGACAGUAAGGAGAAACAUACUUAGUUCCCAUAAAAAGAAGAGGGUUUUGCCGUCCACUUUGUAGCCACACAGAGAUGCAACCUAUGCCAGCCAGAGCCCACUUCAGUUAGAAUGUUUGUACUCUGUGAGGUAAAAUGGGGAGAACACCAAUAAAAACUGACUAUGUCAGGCUGGGUUUGUGGCUCAAGUGGUAGAGCACUCGUUUAGCAGGUGUGAGGCACUGGAUUCAAACUCAGCAUCACAUAAAAAUGAAAUACAGAUAUUGUGUCCACCUAAAACUAAAAAAUAAAUAUUAAAAAACCUGAUUACGUUAUUAGUUUUUAGUGUUUUUUUUUCCCCUAACUAUAAGGUUCUUUUCCACAGCCUGUUUUCAUUUUGGAGUUCCGCUGUGAUGAACACACUAUAACACCAUGAACUUCUCAAAGUGCUUUGCCAGCUGUGCUUUCUUCAUUCUGUGAGGCAUUUCCCCUCCCAAAUUUGUUUUCAAAUAGAAAAAAAAAGAAUAGAUCACAGCUUUUCUCUUUUUUUGUCGUUUUUGUUUUUUGGGAUAUCGGGUAUUGAACUCAGGGACACUCAACCACUGAGCCACAUCCCCAGCCCUAUUUUGUAUUUUAUUUAGAGACAGGGUCAAACUGAAUUGUUUAGUGCCUUGCUUUUUGCUGAGGCUGGCUUUGAACUCAUGAUCCUCCUGUCUCAGCUUCCUAAGCUGGGUUUAUAUGUGUGCACCCUGUGCCCGGCUCUUUUUUCCUUCCUUCCUUCCUUCCUUCCUUCCUUCCUUCCUUUCUUUCGUUCUUUCUUCUUCUUCUUUUUUUAACGGUUGUUGUAGUUUGUAUUUUAAAUGUCCCCCAAAGGCUCAUAUGCCAAAGGCUUGGUCUCCAGCCUGUGGAAUUUGU